CCUCCUUCUCACUCACUCACUCACUCACUCACUCACUCGCAAGCAAAAAGAAAGAAUCCCAGGCGAGGAGAAAGAUGGAGGGGAAGGAGCAGGAUGUGUCGUUGGGAGCGAACAAGUUCCCCGAGAGACAGCCGAUUGGGACGGCGGCGCAGAGCCAAGACGACGGCAAGGACUACCAGGAGCCGGCGCCGGCGCCGCUGGUUGACCCGACGGAGUUUACGUCAUGGUCGUUUUACAGAGCAGGGAUAGCAGAGUUUGUGGCCACUUUUCUGUUUCUCUACAUCACCGUCUUAACCGUUAUGGGAGUCGCCGGGGCUAAGUCUAAGUGUAGUACCGUUGGGAUUCAAGGAAUCGCUUGGGCCUUCGGUGGCAUGAUCUUCGCCCUCGUUUACUGCACCGCUGGCAUCUCAGGGGGACACAUAAACCCGGCGGUGACAUUUGGGCUGUUUUUGGCGAGGAAGUUGUCGUUGCCCAGGGCGAUUUUCUACAUCGUGAUGCAAUGCUUGGGUGCUAUUUGUGGCGCUGGCGUGGUGAAGGGUUUCGAGGGGAAAACAAAAUACGGUGCGUUGAAUGGUGGUGCCAACUUUGUUGCCCCUGGUUACACCAAGGGUGAUGGUCUUGGUGCUGAGAUUGUUGGCACUUUCAUCCUUGUUUACACCGUUUUCUCCGCCACCGAUGCCAAACGUAGCGCCAGAGACUCCCACGUCCCCAUUUUGGCACCCUUGCCAAUUGGGUUCGCUGUGUUCUUGGUUCACUUGGCAACCAUCCCCAUCACCGGAACUGGUAUCAACCCUGCUCGUAGUCUUGGUGCUGCUAUCAUCUUCAACAAGGACCUUGGUUGGGAUGAACACUGGAUCUUCUGGGUGGGACCAUUCAUCGGUGCUGCUCUUGCAGCACUCUACCACCAGGUCGUAAUCAGGGCCAUUCCCUUCAAGUCCAAGUGAUUCAAUCAAACGGUUCAUGCUUAAUCAAGUUGGGAACAACAACAACAACAAAAAUCAAGCCAAUGUUUGUGGGUUUUGGUUUCAUUUCAUUAAGAUGAUCUGUUUAUCUCUUUUCUUCUUUUUAAAAUUUAAAGUCUUUGUAUUUUGUAUGUAAAGAUGUAAAAUUAUUAUUAUUAGGUGGUGCAUGUGUCGCGUCAUGGGCCAAUGUUAUCCUCUGCUUUUAAGUUGGAAGAGGCCCAACUCAUGUGUGAUGUACGGCUGUGAUUGUGUAAUUUAAUUUGCAAAAUCAAAAAUAACACCAGAGUCAUAUAUAUGCAUCUCUUUAUUUUCUCUGGCC
This is a messenger RNA of Glycine soja, 1281 nucleotides long. RefSeq names its product probable aquaporin PIP-type 7a. Lineage: Eukaryota; Viridiplantae; Streptophyta; Magnoliopsida; Fabales; Fabaceae. Gene Ontology annotation, molecular function: water channel activity. Gene Ontology annotation, biological process: response to water deprivation; transmembrane transport. The coding region runs from base 75 to 944 and encodes 289 amino acids. The record is from RefSeq and is a predicted model, not a curated record. The transcript has 4 exons. Gene Ontology annotation, cellular component: plasma membrane; plasmodesma; vacuole.